Perkinsus marinus ATCC 50983 is the source of this 1435-nucleotide messenger RNA. RefSeq names its product equilibrative nucleoside transporter, putative. The transcript has a single exon. The record is from RefSeq and is a predicted model, not a curated record. Gene Ontology annotation, cellular component: plasma membrane. Bases 17 to 1339 code for a protein of 440 amino acids. Gene Ontology annotation, molecular function: nucleoside transmembrane transporter activity. Gene Ontology annotation, biological process: nucleoside transmembrane transport. Lineage: Eukaryota; Perkinsozoa; Perkinsida; Perkinsidae.
CUUUCUUCCCGUCGACAUGACCGAAGCCAGAAGACGUUCGACCAUCACCGAAAUUCGUGAGAUGCAGGGGAUCCCGGCACCGUCGGAAAAGAAGGCCCCGGUGACCUCAUCCUUCAGCACAGGCAAGGAGGGCGAAGCGCCACCCGUUACCUGGACGCUGUUGUUACAAUUCUGUAUCUACGGUUUCGUCGCCUUGGCACCAUGGAACUUCAUCUUGACCGACUUGGUGUAUUUGGAUGACAAAUUCAAUCACGGUUUCGGUUCGACUAUAUCAAUCUUCUACGGCUUGGCAGUCAACAUCGCGCAGCUUUUCAUUAUCUUCUACGGCAACAGGUUUACCUUCGCUCCGCGAUUCGACUGGGGAUGUGGGCUGCUAGCAGUCUUCAAUAUUCUGCUCGCUGUUGUUGCUAUGACAAUUGGUACGGACAAUCCUUCUCCCAACACAGGCCUUGGAAACGCCCUCGGAACUGUUUGUAUUGUCUUCAUCGCUUUUGGGCAUGCAGUGAUGGAGUCAACGGCCUUUGGGUUGGCUGCUCUCUGUCCUAAGUCUUGCAUGAAUUGGGUCAUGGUCGGCGAGGGCAUUGGUGGUGUUGUUGGUUGGCCGAUUCUUCUACUAUUGAAUGUUAUAUUUGGAAAUAUAGAACGCAGAGAUGAAUGGGUCUGCUUUGUUUUAUUCUUUCUCACAUCGCUGGUCACUCUAGCGAUCAUUCCAAUGUUCCGUGGUAUCACGUCAAAGCAUCCUCAUAUGAGACAUGUACUCGCUAUCGAAAAGAACAGAAACACGGCGAGCUCGUUGAAGGAACGUCAAACAAGACGCCCAGUAUGGAUGAUUCUCAAAGAUGUCGCCCCGAUGGCCUUCUGUGCUUGGUCGGUUCUCACUAUUACAUUUAUAUGCUUCCCAAGUCAAACCAUGAAGUGGGAGGCCCAGGCCGGGACCGAGGACGCCACCAAUGAUUUCAUACCCAUGGUCACUUUCACUUAUCAAAUUGCCGAUACUGUUGGCAGGUUCGCUCCCAAUGUCGGUUUGAUGAUUCCUCAAAAGCCUCUCAUUAUCUUCGCUCUCUGUCGUGCUUUGUUCAUACCCUUGUUCAUUUGCACUGCCCUCUACCCCACGACCAAGCCAUUCCACUGGGAUUGGUUCAAGCACGUAGAAAUGGUGUUCCUUGCUAUCACCAAUGGUCUUACUGCGACCUUAUCCAUGAUGUAUGGGCCGCAACGCGUCCCUGCUGACAAAGCCGAACAGGAGGUCGCGGGGUAUGCUAUGGCUUUCUCGCUGAUCAACGGCAUUUUCAUUGGAGGUUUACUCGGCACAUUGACUGUUUUCUGUCUAGGAGAAUAAUAUUGAAGAUAAUCUGUCCAUUGUCGUGUGCAUAGUUACAAAUGAAAUUAUAACUUACCAUCACAGGAUUACCUAUCUCAACGAUUUCAACUUGUU